AUGUCAUUAAUAUCACCUGAUACGUUUAAUGAUACCAGUAAUGUUAUUCCACCAUCUGAUGCGCCUAUAACAACAUCAAAGGCAUUUCAAUCGGCAUUAGCGAGUGUUUCACAUGCCACAACAAAUAAUAGUCAUGUUCCCAGUGAAUUAGAACAAUUAUCUGCUACAGCAACAACAAACAAUACUACUUUGACAACGACUGCUCAGUCACCUGUAGAAUAUCCUGAAGAUCGUACUUCAAAAGAUUAUUACUUCGAUUCUUAUGCACAUUUUGGCAUUCAUGAAGAAAUGUUAAAAGAUGAGGUCAGAACAUUGACCUAUCGUAAUUCAAUGAUUUAUAAUCGACAUUUAUUUAAAGAUAAAGUUGUGCUAGAUUUAGGCUGUGGGACGGGAAUUCUCUCGAUGUUUGCCGUCAAAGCCGGUGCAAAAUGUGUUAUUGCUAUCGAUAUGUCGAAUAUAAUUGAAUAUGCCGAACAGAUAGUUAAAGAUAAUGAUCUAUCGGAUAAAAUAACAUUAAUUCGCGGAAAAAUCGAAGAAGUUGAAUUACCAAAUGGAAUAACGGAAGUAGAUAUCAUUGUAUCCGAGUGGAUGGGUUAUUGUCUGUUGUAUGAAUCAAUGUUAAAUUCUAUUUUGUACGCAAGAGACAAAUGGUUAAACAAACAGAGUGGUCUCAUAUUUCCAGACAAAUGUAGUCUAUAUCUUUGUGCCAUAGAAGAUCGUUCAUAUAGAGAUGAAAAAAUUAAUUGGUGGUAUAAUGUGUAUGGAUUCGAUAUGAGUGCUAUACGUGAAGUGGCUAUCAAAGAACCAUUAGUUGAUUGUGUUGAUAAUCGUCAAGUUGUAACAUCUCAUUGUUUAUUAAAAGAAUUUAAUUUGCAUACUGUUACUGUUCAAGAUUUAUCCUUUGAAACACGUUUUCAAUUAGAAGCAAGACGUUCAGAUUCUAUACAUGCAUUAGUAGCUUAUUUCAGCGUAGAAUUUAGUAAAUGUCAUAAAUACACAGGAUUUUCGACAGGACCUGAUUCAUCGUACACUCAUUGGAAAUCGACUAUCUUCUAUUUGGAUCAAGAUGAUGUGCAAUUAAAUAAAGGUGAUAAAUUAAAUGGUAUGUUCAAAUUAAGACCGAAUCCAAAUAAUCAAAGAGAUUUAGAUUUUGAUAUUGAACUAAGAGGUAUAAAAGUCUCCAGAGAUGUGACAGUUUUUAACGCAUUGAUGUAUUGGGUUGAACAGGAAAUGGGGGAGAAAAAGGCAAAACAUCGGAUGAAGUGUAGUGAUUUAUGUCAAUCGCAUGAUGAACAGUUAAAAAUGGUUGGACAAGAAUUUCCAACUGAAUCAUCUGCAAAGCUAUUGCAGUUACUUCGCAAACAAAAUGGAGAUGUCGAUCAGGUACGUGAAAUUUUGAAACGUCAUAGUAUUCGUAAGGCAAAAUUUGAAGAAACUGAAACGAAAUAUGCUGAACAGUUAGCUGUAUUGCAACAACAUACCACAUCAGACAUGCCGAAAAAACAUUUUAUCUUACGCUUAAUGUCACGUUUUGACGGCGAUGUUGAAAUUGUACGUAAAUGUUUGGAAAAAUUGAAAACAACAAAUGAAAAUAAAGAUCAAUUACGUGAAAAAUAUGGUAAACAAUUGGCCGAAUUAGAGAGUAAUGGUUUCAAUAUAAAAUGUCCAUGUAUUUAUAAGCUAUUAGAAAAAUAUGACGGUGAUGUUACAAAGGUUCGAGAAAUCAAACAACAUCAACUGGAAAAGAAGAAAAAUACUAAAAUAUCCGAAGAGCAAUAUAGUGAACAACUGAAACAAUUAAAAAAUGAAGGUGUCAAACUUAAGAAUAAACGUGUUAUUGUUCAUCUGUUGAAAGAAGCAAAUGGCGAAGUUGCAAUGGUCAAAAAGUUUUUGUUAGAAGAACAAAACAAAAACGAGGAGAAAAAAGAAAGCCCAACUGAAAAAAAACCACAUGCUGCUAGUCAAGAAGCGUUGAGUGCCAAUGAUCUUGCUGAUUUAGAAAAAUUACAAAAUGGUGGUGUUCGUGGUAAUCCAUUCAAAAUUUUAAAAAUUUUUCAUGAAUGUAAUAAUUCGGUAGAAUUAACAGCAGAAAAAUGUCGUCAACACAAAGAACAACGGAAAAAAGCUCAAGAAGAACGAGAGAAAAAACAUGAAUUAAUCAAUGAUACUCAAAAUAGUUAUCAUACAGUAGCGGAAAAGAACGAUUGGCCUACGCAUGUAACAAAUGUUUAUCUUGAUGGGAACAAUAUGAUGUUCGUUGUUGAUUCAUUACGUCGUUUAUGCUUGAAUCGUCAAGGAAAGAAAACAGAGAAAGCGAUUGCUGAAAUAGCGUCAGCAUGGAAUGAACAAAUGAAUAUUGCUAAUUUAAAUCUCAUCUAUGAUUCAACAAGACAACUAGCUUCUGUUGGUACUGUUCAUGUUCAAAGUGCUCAUCCAACAUUCCAAACAACCGAUGACAUGUUAAUUGAUAUAAUGAAAAAACGGGAUAAAGAGAUAAAUGAACACACAGUAGUGGUAACAAGUGACAGAUAUCUUGCUGCACAGCUGAUAACGGUAGGUUGUAUACUGGUGAAACCUUACCAUUGGUUUGCGCACUGUGUAAUGGUAUUAGCUCCCGAUCUGAUUAAAGAAGAUUUAGAUGGAGUAGAAGCAAAGUUAACGGAGAAACAGGACGUUGGUGAUCGAUCAAAAAGUCAAAAUAGAAAAGGUAAAAAGCAUUAUGACUUCGAUCAAUUGGUAAAACGUAUAGUCAAAAUGGAUAAAUGAUUAGCUUAUACAUGUGCACAUCUAACAAUUUUAUUAGAAAACUAAAAUUUUUUAAAGCAUGAUUUAUUUUUAUACAGCAGCUAUAAAUGAAAAUUUAUCUAGUAUUAAAAAAAUAACAUAAUCUAUUAUAUUGAUAAUAAAUGAUAUUUAUAGCCAUACAAAAUUGAAAAAGAUUUUCUUUUAUAAUUAGAAUGAGAAUGCGUUAAACUUUUUAUAGUCCCCUACUUUCUAGACACGUGAAUGGAAAGACUACAAACUCUCGAUAACAGACAACUAUCAGAAGUAUCAUCGUGGCUUAAUAGCUCUCACAAGAUUCACUGGUUUUUAUGAAUAAAUGAAAAACUAGACUAUAUGGAUAUAAUUUUGGAGCAUUAGAGUAUAAAUCUAUAUCAGAUGAAAAGAUGAGCGAUAACGGUUAAAUUGAUCUAUUGUAUGCGCAGCAAAAAUCUUUCAGAGUUUCACACAUGAAUGUUCUCUCAAUAGUUCUGAAUUUUCCUGAUCAUUUAUUCUUAAUGGAUGUCAUUGCACUUUUGUUUCUAAUUUUUUUUGCAUGUUCUUUGCAUACAAACAAACCUGUGGUUAUUAUAUAUAAGGACAUAUGCUGGAAGAAUCGUUAGACUUUUAAACUCAGUUACAAUCCCACGAUGGCUAUGUGCGUGUUUCUUCUGCAUGGAAAAACUUCUCUUCAAACUCUUUUUCUCACGAGUUAUUUUAUGAGCUUUUUUCCGUUGUUCUUUGUGUUGACGACAUUUUUCUGCUGUUAAUUCUACCGAAUUAUUACAUUCAUGAAAAAUUUUUAAAAUUUUGAAUGGAUUACCACGAACACCACCAUUUUGUA
Molecule: messenger RNA, 3604 nt
Organism: Didymodactylos carnosus
Lineage: Eukaryota; Metazoa; Rotifera; Eurotatoria; Philodinida; Philodinidae
Source: the annotation of a GenBank genome assembly